Messenger RNA from Erigeron canadensis, 1423 nucleotides. Its product is annotated as replication factor C subunit 3. Gene Ontology annotation, cellular component: nucleus; DNA replication factor C complex. Gene Ontology annotation, molecular function: DNA binding; DNA clamp loader activity; ATP hydrolysis activity. Gene Ontology annotation, biological process: DNA-templated DNA replication; DNA repair. The transcript has 9 exons. NCBI's taxonomy places the organism in Eukaryota, Viridiplantae, Streptophyta, Magnoliopsida, Asterales, Asteraceae. The record is from RefSeq and is a predicted model, not a curated record. Bases 117 to 1193 code for a protein of 358 amino acids.
UGAUUGAGUUGGUGCCCUAGCUUGGCCUUCGUCUGGCGCCAAUCAAGUCUACUUCUUCCUCCCGCCCAAACACACACAUUCCCCAUUUCUUUCUCUCUUUCUUGACAGAUCAAAAAAUGGCGGAAGUGAUGGAAAUCGAUGACGACACUCUAUCCCCACCGCCCAAAAACAACAAGGGCAAAUCCAUAAUCACUUCCCCACCGGCCCACACUAAAGCCACUCCAUGGGUCGAAAAAUUCCGCCCCCAAUCUCUCGCCGACGUCGCCGCUCAUCGCGAUAUCAUCGAUACAAUUGACAGGCUUACCAGUGAAAACAAAAUGCCCCAUUUGUUACUUUACGGACCCCCCGGAACCGGAAAGACGUCUACCAUCCUUGCUGUUGCCAGAAAGCUGUUCGGGAGUCAGAUGCAUAAUAUGGUUUUGGAGCUUAAUGCUUCUGAUGAACGUGGGAUUGAUGUUGUUAGACAACAAAUUCAAGAUUUUGCUAGUACUCAAAGCUUUUCUUUUGGUGCUAAAGCCUCGGUAAAACUGGUUCUUUUGGAUGAGGCAGAUGCAAUGACGAAGGAUGCACAAUUUGCUCUUCGUCGAGUGAUUGAGAGAUACACGAAAAGCACCAGGUUUGCACUUAUCUGUAACAAUGUAAACAAGAUUAUUCCAGCACUGCAGUCAAGAUGCACUAGAUUUCGGUUUGCUCCCUUGGAUGCUGUCCAUGUCAAUGAGCGACUUAAACAUGUUAUUACUGCCGAAGGGCUUGAUGUGACGGAAGACGGAUUAACAGCUCUUGUACGGCUUAGCAAUGGUGAUAUGAGGAAGUCUUUGAACAUUUUGCAGUCAACACAUAUGGCUUCUCAGCAGAUAACUGAAGAAGCUGUCUAUCUCUGCACUGGCAAUCCAUUGCCCAAGGAUAUUGAGCAAAUAUCAUACUGGCUACUGAAUGAGCCAUUUUCGGAUAGCUUUCAAAAAAUAUCCCAUAUGAAGGCAACAAAAGGUUUGGCUUUAGUGGACAUUGUAAGAGAAGUAACUAUGUUUGUUUUUAGAAUCAAGAUGCCUUCGGAUGUUAGAGUCCAGCUGAUCAAUGACUUGGCUGAUAUCGAGUACAGAUUGAGUUUUGGGUGCAAUGACAAGUUGCAACUGGGGUCUGUGAUUUCUACUUUUACCCGAGCUAGAACCGCACUUGUUGCUGCAGCAAAAUAGGGAAUUGUUCUACCGGUUAGCAUCUUGUGAGAAAAUAGUAUGGGUCACCAUGUAAUCAGCUUUGAAACUCUUGUGAUCUUGUCAAGUGUGUCUUUCUACAUUGAAUCUGUAGGGAUUCAGACCUUAUUAAGUGACCAUCUUCUGUUGAUUGGUUGUUUUUUGCAUUGUACUCCGUAGUAGUGAGCAGUAAGUAUUUUGGACAAUCACUCUCGUUCGCGGGGGCUGGUUUA